AUGUUGGAAGCGGCUGUAAUUUUUGCUGGUAUUGCUGCCGUUGUUAAACGGGUUGUAUUUAACCGUUACCCGUUUUUGGGAUACCGGAACCUUUGUAAGCUUGGCUUUAACCCAAAGGUUUGGGCUAUUUUUGGUUUAAGCAACGCCGUUACCCGCUUUUAA
Messenger RNA from Gaeumannomyces tritici R3-111a-1, 162 nucleotides. RefSeq lists its product as hypothetical. The record is from RefSeq and is a predicted model, not a curated record. Lineage: Eukaryota; Fungi; Ascomycota; Sordariomycetes; Magnaporthales; Magnaporthaceae. The coding region runs from base 1 to 162 and encodes 53 amino acids. The transcript has 2 exons.